GUGUUCUCUUUCAAGUGACAUGAAAGACCAAUCGCCUCAUCAAGGAGUGGUGAUCAUCGAAACAUCGAUAACCCAUUAAGCGUAAAUCGGUUAUUCAACUGUCUUCAGGUUUAUAGACACAAAUCGUACUUCAGAGACGAAAAUAAGCCCGUCUCGACGUAAAAAUGGAAAUAAAAAAAGUUAUAAAAGAAAAUGAUUUAUUCCGAUUCGGAAUAAGCCAAUAAUAUCAAAAUAUAAAAUAGGACAUAAAAUUGGCGAAAAGCACCACGAAAAGCGUCUCCUGCUAGUGAAAGAACCGGCGGUAAUCUUUGAAUGGGCAGACGUCAGAUUCCUUUUAGGAAUACAAAAAUCAAUGAAUCUCGUUCGUUAACGGUCGCCAAUAUGCGUCUCGGUGGCUGUUUGCAGUGCAGUAUGUCUUCACGAAAGACGAAGCGCGCGAUUGUCGUCUGCCACUGGCCGGAACGCUAGUGGGUGGAACAACUCCGAGACUUGUGGUCGGAUGUUUUCGACGCUCCUCGCAAAACUUAGCCUGCAGGUGCCCAUGGUGGUAGAAUCGUAGAGUGGAUCUUUAAUUCGGUCGUCAGUUUGUACCGGACUUAACUGUAUAUUAGAGCUAACAUGUGGAAGGCGUGGCUAUCGCGGACCAUUCUCGAGGUGCUCAGUGUCGUCUUUAUACUGGUUCUACUAGUUCCGGUUCCGGUCACCCCGCAAUACCGCAGAGAUGUGACGUACAGUCGACAAAGAGACUAUGAGGCUCUCCAAAAGUUGAAAAAUAUCAAAAGGCGAGUGUCCUACAGAGUGAUAUCCAGUAAACGGAGACAUAUACGGUACUGUAGACGUUGGAACGACCCCUGCGUGCCGUGGACGUCGGACCCCCAGCAGUCGUGUUGUCACAGACGUCUGGUGUGUCGGUGCAAUCUCUGGAUGCAGAACUGUCGAUGUGUUGCACGUGCAUGGGGGAAGUGACGUGUGUUACACGUGCAUGGGGGAAAGUGACGUGUAUGCACGUGAUUCCUGAUCGGAUUACAGACGACAGCUGUGCCAACAAAUUUUCAUUUUAAUUAUUUUGGGUUUUUUUGUUUAUUUUUGUGCUUAUAAUCUACAUGAGGUUAAAGCACCCUGCCCUGGACGCAUACCUCACCUAUUUGAGUUGUCCGCAUAGGACAUGGGUUUUAUGGUUAGUUGUUAGUGGUUAGUGAAAGAGAGAUGUUGGUGUAGUGGUCUUACACGUUCUCGUUGAGUGGUAAACACUCGCCGUGGGUUGUAGCUGAACUGUACUGAGAUUCGAACUCGGUACCUACCAGCCUUAGGGACGAUGGCUUAACCCCCACACACCACCGUGACCGGUUUCUCACCCAAUAAUAUAAACCAUUUAUUGUCUAAUGGGAAUGGUGGUUUCAGAUCGACACUGUAAUGAACUAUUUAAUUACUUCUUUAAAUAAAUAGUGUUGAAAGAAAACCAUAAAUGUUUUGUUU
Messenger RNA from Gigantopelta aegis, 1476 nucleotides. RefSeq lists its product as uncharacterized. Gene Ontology annotation, cellular component: extracellular region. The coding region runs from base 619 to 966 and encodes 115 amino acids. The record is from RefSeq and is a predicted model, not a curated record. The transcript has 4 exons. NCBI's taxonomy places the organism in Eukaryota, Metazoa, Mollusca, Gastropoda, Neomphalida, Peltospiridae. Gene Ontology annotation, molecular function: ion channel inhibitor activity.